This is a messenger RNA of Chaetomium strumarium, 1085 nucleotides long. Its product is annotated as isoflavone reductase. Gene Ontology annotation, molecular function: oxidoreductase activity. Bases 127 to 1035 code for a protein of 302 amino acids. The record is from RefSeq and is a predicted model, not a curated record. NCBI's taxonomy places the organism in Eukaryota, Fungi, Ascomycota, Sordariomycetes, Sordariales, Chaetomiaceae. The transcript is spliced from 3 exons.
GUAUAAACUAUAAAGGGCGCCAUGAUGCACGACCUGGUCAUGAACUUUCCCAGGCUUCGCAGCGCAAUCCUAAAUUCUCCUGACUUGUUCUACUGAUCGACAGAUCCCUUCAUCACAAUCAUAACCAUGUCUUUCAAGACAAUUGCCGUUGUUGGUGCCGCGGGCAGCGUGGGCAAACCAGUUGUCCAGGCUCUGGUGGCGGCGGGCUUCAAGGUCACGGCCGUCGCGCGAGAAUCGUCCACGUCGACCUACCCCGACGGCGUCGAGGUCCGCAAGGCUGACCUCAAAUCAGUCGAGGCCUUAACCAAGGCAUUUGCCGGCCAGGAUGUCGUGAUCAUGACGCCGCCGACCACCGAGUCGGGCAACCAGGCUCCCUACAUCGACGCGGCCGUGGCCGCCGGCGUCAAGCGCUUCAUCCCGUCCGAAUGGGGCCACAACACGCGCCCAGGCAAGCUGAGCGGCCCCAUGGCGGAAAUGAUGAGCGACAAAACCAGGGCGGUCGACUACCUGAUCGAGAAGGCAAAGCAGCACCCGGGGUUCACUUGGACCGGCAUCGCGACAAGGAUGUUUCUUGACUGGUGCCUGGCCAACUACAACAUCUUCGGCAUCGACUUCCCCGCGAAGACAGCCAUGAUCGUCGACUCGGGCAACGCGCGCGUGGCCACGUCCAGUCUGCCCUUCGUGGCGGAGUCGGUCGUCGCAGUGCUGCAGCGCGCGGACCAAACGGCCAACCGGUACGUCGAGGUGGUCGAGCACCACGUCACGCAGAACCAGCUGGUGCGCCUCAUCGAGGACGAGGCCGGCAUCAAGCUGGCCGUGACCCACACCAACGGCCAGGAGCUCGCCCGCAUCCGGGACGAGAAGAGGGCCCGGGGCGAUUGGACCGCUUUCAUUGAGGAGCUGCAGCGGUACAGCCUUUCCGAUGGGGUGGAUCAUUCCGUGAAGGAGGAGGAGACGGCGAAUGCUGAGCUGGGUUUGCAGGCUAGGGAUGUGAGGGAGAUUAUUAGGGAGUUUAUCAAGUCGCAGAGCGCUUGAUGUUCUUUGAUUCGGGUACCCCCUUUUUUUUUUCCCUUUUUUUUUUUUUU